GCUUGAGUUUGUGUAAGACGCACGUGACCUAACCUGUGUCCGCAGGUCCAAAUAUCAAGAGACUUGCUGGAAGUUUGCUGCAUUUUUAGAAGGAUCAACCUCUUUUUUAAAAAAAAGUGGGACUUGCAAACAGUGCCAGGUCAGAUAUUUAAUGUCUGUACUUCCCUUGGACUAUAAUAGCUAAAUAUUUUCCUUUGGGGCUGACAUUUUGAAGGCCUGAAGUUACCACUUAUGCUUUUUUGCGGACGUGUACCCACCAGCUUGUGGUUGAGGUGUCGCUUUACAGUCAUAUGAUCAAAGCUGUUAAUUUGGAUAGGAGGCGAUACCCUGAUCUCAGUUUUCACUGACUUUUGGUCAGACAGUAAGCUUGUCCUGCCUGCUACCUGUUCUUCACCGGCCAGGGAGUUUAACAUGAGACCAACAGGUUGCAUGACUGGCUGGACUUGAUGCAUGGUUGCAUGACUAAUGUCUUUGUGGAUUUAUGAAUAAACAGAUGCAGAUAUGGCUCACACUGUGAUUAAUGGGAGUGUUCCAGAAAAAGGAGAGGGAUCUUUAAAUGGAGAAGAUGAAAAGGAUCUACAGUCUCCAUAUUCUGUGGAAACUCCUUAUGGCUUUCAAAUAGACCUGGAUUUUCUUAAAUAUGUAGAUGAUAUACAAAGAGGAAACACCAUAAAGAAACUGAAUAUUCAAAGAAAGCCCAAAGUGGCUAAAACGCCUGCAAACCCUCGAAACACUGGAGAUCAGGUCAGUGGAUGGACAUCAACAGAAUCCCUGUCCUCCUCCAACAGUGAAGAUAACAAAUUGUCACCAUCUUUAUUUAUUGGUGCAAGAAGUCAGCAUACUCCUCAAAUAAGAGGUGGUAUUGAAACAUCAUCAGCAUUUUUAUCUGUUCAAGAAAACAAACUGUUGCCACCACCAUCACCGAGGCCAACAGCACAUAAUUUCCAUGUUGAGAAAACUCUGAUGGAAACCCGUAGAAGGUUGGAGCAAGAGCGAUUGAUCAUGCAGUCAACUGUUGGGGAUGCACGGCGACCGAGGUUUGCAAGUUUUGGAGGCAUGGGCUCUACCAAUUCUUUAGCUUCAUUUGCAGGAUCCACUGGACUGAAUCAAGUAUCCCCAAAUUCUCAGCAAAUUCAUAAUGGUUUCCAGGCAAAUGGAGAUUAUAACCCUUAUUUCAAUUCGUCAAUGGGCAGUUCCAUUCGUCACAGUCCUUUAAGUUCAGGUAUCACCACACCCGUCACAAAUGUCACCCCAAUGCAUCUUCAGCACAUCAGGGAGCAAAUGGUAGUUGCACUUCGACGACUCAAAGAGCUUGAAGAGCAAGUGAAAACAAUUCCAAUCCUACAGGUAAAAAUUUCAGUGUUACAAGAAGAAAGAAGGCAAUUAACAGCACAGCUGAAAAGCCAAAAGAUUUCGAAUCAAAAUGCCGCAUCAGGAUUUCGAAAGCGAUCUUACAGUGCAGGAAAUGCAGAUCAUUUUGAACAAUUGCUCCAGACGAAGCAGGGAGGAGAACUACACAUUGACUCAGAGGAUGAAAUGGAAAGUUUAGAACAGAGUUCGUUGAGAAUGGAGGAGUUCAGGCAACUGACAGCAGAAAUGCAGGCUCUUGAAAAAAAGAUACAGGACAGUAGUGAUGAGAAGCAGACUAGCAGUAGAAUGUGUACACCACCGCUGGUGAAAACAAGAGAGUACAGGUCCAUAGCUGUAGGAACAGAUGUGAACAUGAAUGAAUUUGUGGUUUACCAUCGAUCUGCAAGACAUUUCAAAGAUGUUGCAGUUGGGGCAGUUGUCAAGCAGACAGAUGCCGGUGUUGGGGUCACUGAGACUCUGUUAGGUAUCACCACAGAGGCAGAGGUGGAAAUUGAACUGCAGCAGCAGACAAUCGAUGCACUAAAAGAGAAAAUUUAUAGGCUUGAGGUGCAGUUAAAGGAAACCACACAUGAAGUGGAGAUGAGUAAACUGAAACUGGAGCUGCAGGUUGCUGGAUCUAGGAAAAAGGCAGAUAAAUAUGUAAUGGCACAACCACUAGUCUCCAGUGCAUCAGUACAAGCAAUAGUACAAACAAAAAACCAAAUGGUUGGUGACCAUGUAAACUAUUGUGAUGCUUAUGUAGGCACUCAACAGCAAACACGUAGCACAGGAGUCACUUGUAGGCCUGAUUUCCAAGAUGUUGCUGUAGGACCAGAUAUACCAUUGAACUGCUGGGUUGUACAUGAGAAGGUGGAAUUGCAGGAUAUGGGUGUAGGUCAUCAUGUUAUAAUGUGUGAUAAAACUAUGAAUUGUGGGAUGGAGAAAAGUUUCUCAGAUGUGGCCAUAAACACAGAAGGGUGUAUGCAAGAUCAAGAUCUUAUCAAGAUGAGAGAAAAUGUUCUUCCAGCCAAGGGAUCUAAAUCAGUAGGGUGUGGUGAUUGUUCAGUGGAUGUUAUUGUUUGCCAACCAAAAGAACUGAUGUCCUCUAGUACUAACACUGUACAGGUUUAUACAGUCGAUUCAGCUGUAAUGGCAGUACCCCAGACUGAAACCCAACAAACCCAUGCAGAAGUAGAUAGAUUGAAUCAGUGCACAAAUACUGAGCCAAUAACAUUUGCAGACUCCACUACCAAUACCAUUGUGAGCAAUUACAAUAAAGAGACCAACACUGCAGUCAUUGAAACACGAACUGUAGCUGUGGGAGAUGGUAGAGUGAAAGAUGUCAAUGCAGCUGUUAAAACUCGCUCCAUUGGUGUAGGCACAACAGCCACUUAUGAUAUUGAUUUGGAGAAGUCAUCUGUUAAGACAAAAGAUUUUGGAGUUGGGCAGUUGAGCAUAAAUGAGAACUAUCUUGUUGGUUUGAAAAAGAGAAAUAUUGGUUGUGGCACAAUUAAUCAUCAACCUGUGACUCCUAACACAAAAAGCAUCGGUGUUGGUGAUGAGUCUGUGUUUGCUGCAAAAAGUCAAGAGACUGAUCCCAUGCCGAAUCCAGAGACAGAAUCCACAUUGAACCAUUACGUUGAGCGUGUGCAAAAGUUGUUACAGGAGCAGCAGAUGCUACUGGCUGAAAAUUAUACUGAGCUAGCCGAUGCAUUUGGACAACCCCACUCUCAGAUUGGAUCUCUCAACUCCCAGCUUAUCAAUACGCUGACUUCUAUAAAUUCUGUCAUGAAACUUGGGAGCACUGAGGAAAUAAAGACCAGUGAUGUUGUCAACCCUUGUGCAGACACUGUAAUUACAGGUGCAAGAACUGAGCACAGUUCAUGUAUCCAAACUGCCAGCAGUCUUCUGACAUCUACGAAUUUAUCAACUUUAAAGAUCGUAGACUCCUGUGAGACCUCACCACAACAGGAAAACACAACUCUUCAAACUGUUUUAACCAACCAACAAGCAACUUCUGCACCUCAUGUACCUUUUAACAGUGCAGGCACACUGAAAUCCAUUAUGAAGAAAAAAGAUAGCCCCAGAAAGCAUGAAGCAAAUGGCACAAAGAAGAACCUUCAGUUUGUUGGUGUCAAUGGAGGGUACGAAACCACAUCCAGUGAUGAUUCCAGUUCAGAUGAAAGCUCAUCUUCUGAAUCAGAUGAUGAGUUUGAAGAUCGAGAGUAUUCUAAGGAUGAAGUUGAGAUUAAUCGUGAAGUGCUAACAGAGGGACCUGAUAUGUGUAGGACUGAGAUUGCAAAUGUUUCAAAUGAAAAAGAGAUUGCGGUGUUGGAAAGAAGUGAAAAAGAAGCUGACAAAGUGGAAAUAAGGGAGAAGUACGAGUUAAGUGAGAAGGUGUUGUCGGCUUGCAAUAUAUUGAAAAACCAGCUCAAUGACCCAAAAGCAAUGGCCAGCAAAGAACUGAGACUUUGCCUAAACAAUAUCCAACAUGAAUGGUUCCGUGUAUCUAGUCAGAAGUCGGCAGUUCCCACCAUGGUAGAAGAUUACCUGGCUGGAUUCAGGGAGAUUUCACCAGAAGUCUUGAAACAUGUAGUCAACAUGGCUGAUGGAAAUGGCAAUACAGCCCUUCACUACAGUGUGUCUCACUCAAAUUUUGAAAUUGUGAAGUUGCUUCUAGAUGCAAAUGUGUGCAAUGUUAACCAACAGAACAAAGCUGGGUAUACUCCCAUUAUGCUUGCUGCUCUUGCUGCAGUGGAAAAUGAGAAAGACAUGAAAAUUGUGGAUGAGCUAUUUAGUCAAGGAGAUGUGAAUGCCAAAGCCAGUCAGGCUGGUCAGACGGCGCUGAUGCUUGCAGUGAGCCAUGGUCGGAUGGACAUGGUGAAAGCGCUGCUUCUCUGUGGUGCUGAUGUCAAUAUCCAGGAUGACGAAGGCUCUACAGCUCUGAUGUGUGCAAGUGAGCACGGGCAUGUGGAGAUAGUUAAGCUCCUGCUGGCCCAACCUGGAUGUGAUUCCACUUUAGCUGACAGUGAUGGAAGCACAGCAUUGUCUAUUGCUCUCGAGGCUGGUCAUAAAGAUAUAGGAGUCUUACUUUAUGCUCAUGUAAACUUCUCCAAAGCUCCGUCACCGGGUACACCCAGGCUAGGAAGAAAAACCUCUCCAAGCCCAACCAGACGAAGCAAAUUUGAUUGAUUCCUACCUGCCAUUGACCCAGUCCUUUUACUAAGCUGCUAUGUAUCCCUGUUAAUAUUGACAGAUACUGAAUGUAAAUGUGUGCCUGAGCUCACCAGCAAAAACUUUUUUAGCAAUAGUACAAAAAGGUAGCUCUGCCAAUCUACUGACCAGCAACUAAACUGGAAAGUGUUGCGGAGGCUGGCCUUGUAAUGUCUUCAUUAUACACUCAGCAUCAUUGUUGCCUCAACAAAGCUGCUUGUAGCAAGCUUUAUUAGUCUUUAUUUUAAAUUACCCUUUUGUCUCUUUGGUUUUAGUCCACAAUGAACACACAACACAUGGCUAUUUAGCUUUCUCAUUUAAUUGCAUUCAUUGUUAGUUGUAAACUAUAUUUUGUCUGUAUAAACUUUCAUUAAAACAAGUGUCAUGAUAUUAAUGGCAUUAUUUUAAAUCACUGCAUUGUAUUUAUAAUAUUUGGAAAUAUACAUUUGAGUUGGUUACAUUAAAAUUUAAGAGGCAUGAGGGAUGGCCCUUGUUUGGGUUUCCUUCAUUUACAGAAAGUUAUGUAACUUUUAUAUUUCAAACAAAAUCAUUUGUAUCUGUUAAAAAUUGAGUCAUACAGUAUUUUCAAACUAUUUUAUACAUACCCUAAUAAAAAUGAAUUUACAUGAAGAAUAGAAUAAUUUACUAUUGAACAUAGAUUUUUAAUUCUUUUAGAAAUUGUUUACAUCAUUGUAUCUAAUUUGGUUUUAGUGACAUUUGAGAUAUUAUUUGUAUAUCAUCCUGUCCUUCAAUUAAAGCCCUGUAUAUGGUUUUCUGUGCAUAUUUAUGAAGACGGCAAUCUUGUCACAUUUAAAUUUUGUCAUGUGUGUAUUUAAAUGUUUGAAGUGCCUUAGAUCCUUGCCAUAUUUUCAGAAUAAAAGCUACAUUAUGCUAA
Carcharodon carcharias (great white shark) is the source of this 5458-nucleotide messenger RNA. RefSeq names its product KN motif and ankyrin repeat domains 1a (gene kank1a). Bases 502 to 4542 code for a protein of 1346 amino acids. Gene Ontology annotation, biological process: negative regulation of actin filament polymerization. Gene Ontology annotation, cellular component: cytoskeleton; cytoplasm. The transcript is spliced from 12 exons. Gene Ontology annotation, molecular function: protein binding. Lineage: Eukaryota; Metazoa; Chordata; Chondrichthyes; Lamniformes; Lamnidae. The record is from RefSeq and is a predicted model, not a curated record.